AUGCGCUCCUUCAUCCCCGCUCUCUUCCUUGCCAGCGCUGCUGCUGUCAGCGCGCAGACCACGGCGGAUUUAAUCAGCUGCGCUAAUGCUGCUCUGAGUAGUAUUGACACCUCCAAACUCUCCACUUGCACUGAUCUGAGCGACACCGCGUGCAUCUGUGCCAACCAGGAGGUUCUCACCGAGGAGCUGACCGACGCAGCCAAGGAUGCCUGCAAGACUGCUGGAGUUGACCUGACCACCUGGAUUUCCACCGUCUGUCCCGCCAGCACCAAGGGCGCCGUUGCCCCAGCCCGCCAUGCCAGCAAGCCCAUGGAGCCCGCAAACGACAAGCGUGCCUACCGAUCUCCGUCCGAAGAUGAGACUGCUCCUCGCGUCGUCUACGUGACCGAGACGCUCACCGAGUGCAGCUGCAAGAGCUCCUCCGUGCCCUACAACGGCAUGCACGUGUCCCAGAUCCCCGUCAGCGUGCCUGCACGCAGCAGCAUGGGCGCCAUGACGGCAGCCUCUUCUCCUGCCUCUUCUAACGGUGCCAUGAUGGCGGCUUCUUCGUCCGUUAUCUUCGGCUCUCACAUGUCUGCUGCUACUCCUGCUCCUAGCGGUGCUAGCGCCGGCCGCUUCCAGACUUUCCAGGGUGCUGCCCCCAAGACUAGCUCUGUCCACGGCGGUAUUGCUGCCCUUGGUGUUGCUGCUAUCAUGGGAUUGAUGAUUGCUCUGUAA
Penicillium brasilianum is the source of this 717-nucleotide messenger RNA. The record is from the annotation of a GenBank genome assembly. Lineage: Eukaryota; Fungi; Ascomycota; Eurotiomycetes; Eurotiales; Aspergillaceae.